AUGCCGGGCUCGCCCUGCGGGCUCCUGCUCGACUACAAGACGGCCAAGUUCUCGCUGACGCGGAACCGGCGGGUGGGGCUCCUGCACCGGCUGCUGCAGCUGAGCGCGCUGGGCUACCUGCUGGGGUGGGUGCUGCUGCUGCGGAAGGGGUACCAGGAGCGCGACGCGGCCCCGCGUGUCGCCGUGGUCACCAAGGUGAAGGGGGCGGCUCCCGCCGGGGCCGCGGGCCGGCGGCUCUGGGACGCGGCGGAUCUCACCUGGCCCCCGCAGGGAGAAAAUGUGCUUUUUCUGGUGACCAAUUUCAUUGCCACAGUCCAGCAGGCCCAGGGCACCUGUCCCGAGAGCCCCUCUGUCCUUGACGCGAUGUGCACAGAAGAUGCAGAUUGUCCCAUGGGAAACCCUGUGGUUCAUGGCAAUGGGAUAAAAACUGGGAAAUGUGUGAUGUUCAAUGCCACCCAUUCCACCUGUGAGAUCUAUGGCUGGUGUCCUGUGGAGAACAGUACCCUGCCCAGGAAACCUCUUCUGGCUGAGGCAGAGAAUUUCACUCUCUUUAUAAAAAAUACUGUCCACUUCACCAAAUUUAACUUCUCCAAGUGCAACACUUUACAAACCAGUGACCCCAGCUAUUUCAAGAGCUGCACAUAUGAUCCAGUCUUCAAUCCCUCCUGUCCUGUGUUCCGUGUACGUAACAUGGUGGAGGCAGCUGGAGAGCACUUCGGAGACCUCGCACUGCUGGGGGGGAGCAUUGGAGUUCUCAUCAAGUGGGACUGCGACCUGGACCACCCUGCUGCCCAGUGCCAGCCACAGUAUUUCUUCAGCCUGCAGGACACAAGGUACAAUUUCAGAACUGCCUCUUACUACUGGGGCUCCCAGCGGCAGCUCUACCGGAACCUGCUGAAGCUUUACGGCCUCCGCUUUGACAUCUCCGUGCACGGCCAGGCUGGGAAGUUCAGCAUCAUUCCUACUGCCGUGAGCUUCGGCACAAGCAUUGCCUUCUUUGGUGCUGCUACAGUGGUCUGUGACCUAGUUCUGCUCUACCUGGAUGCAAAGGCUGAUCUGUAUUGGAAGGAGAAGUUCGAGGAGGGUUCAACACAACAGAAGUGGGGAACCAUGAAGAAGACAGCCACAACAAUUCCCUGGUCUCCAAGGUCUUAGGGGUGGGAUGACAUCAGUCUAUUCUGGCUGAAGUGCUGCAGUGAAGGCAGUGUCCCAUGGGGACAUCUGCAGAGCACUGUCCUGUACAGGGACUUUCACUGACCUCUACACAGCUCUGACCAGUGAGAGAUGGACAGCUUUCUUCUUCAAACUCCGGGGCAAAAAGAGCCUUAUUGUGAAAGCAAAUGCUGAGGAUAGGCUGCAGGAGUGGGAACCACCAGUAGUUCCUGCAACAGCCAAGGAGGACCAGGAGAAGAGUCCAAACCACAGGGUGGGCACAGCAGAAGAAAGCAGAAGGAAAUAGUAGGUUUGAGACUGUUCUCAGUCAAAAAGCAUUAGCACCAACCAGAAGAACCACCACCAAAUAAGAAAGAGGAAAAAAUGCUCCAGUGGCCCCUCACAGAAGCACAAACAGGGACAUUUGUGAUGACAGCAGAGCAAAGCUGCAGGGGACACAUUGGCUGACCCCCACCAGACGGUGCUCCUCAGUACCUCCGGCUCUCAGCGCAGAAUGCCAUCCUGGUACCCAAAAGACAUCUCUGGGAGCCCCUCCUGGGUAGCAGAACAACACAGUGUUCAGUGGCAGACCCCCACUGCUGACCACUGGGUCCAGCUGCCCUGUGUGCCUGGGCAGACCUAGGCAGUCCCUGCCCCCUGCAGCCACCGCAGCACACAGAGCAUGGGGCACAGAGCAGGGAUUCCGGACCUUGCUCAAGGCGUUCCCUUUGAACAGGCCCCUCAGAUGUCGAACUAAAGCAACCUGACCUUUCCUUUCUAAUUAGGGUGGGGAUAAAGAGCUAAAUGCUCUGGUAUGGAAAGGCUGCAGGAGGGGAACGUCCGCACAGCAGCUCUCCCCAGCACAGGUGGUGCCUUGGCACAAACACGCUCCUUUAUGCAAUUUUGGCCAAGGUGCCAGCACACUCUGAGCUGUGUCCAAGGUGCCAAGGGCCCCGGGUGCCAGCUAGAGCCUCAUCCCCUGCAGCAGGUGUUUACCUGACAUGUUCAGGCACCAGGAGGAGGAGGGUGAGAAUCGGGGACCCAUGGAGUGAUACACUGAGCCCUGUGCCUCUCCAAGCCCGAGGGACACAUCCAACUGCCAGGCUCCAUUCUGGAGCAAUGUGGCACCCUCAGGGAGGGAAGGCAUGAGAGCCAUUGGGGAGGGAACAGAGGGGCAGUGAGAUGAUCUCUGCAGAGCCACAGGUGGCUCCUGUCCCGGGCUCCCUCUUGAUCCCUGCCUGGGUGCUGCUGCCGAGUAGUCUGAUGGCUGAGCUGGGCAGCCCUUUGCUUCCCUGAUUUCCCUCCCCCCAUCCUUAAUAUCAGAAAGCACUUGGAAAAACCCCUUUGGCUCCGGUCGUGAGGAGGUUCUAUGGCCACUGUUUUCAGAUUUGGAUGGGACAAAGGCAAGAGAAGAAUAAACAGCAGCAAAUAUUUUGGGGAUAAAUUCAUGGUGCACCCAGUCUAAACACCCAACACGGCUCCAGAACAGAUGAGACAACACAUCCCAGCUAUCAACACAUCUCAGGAAUGCAUUCCCAGGUAGGGUCCCAGCCAAGGGGAGAGGUGGGCUUCACUACAAGUGUAACAAAGUUCCUGAGCUGUUGCAAAUGUUCACAGCUUGUUAUAGACAGAAAAGGUUUUUGAGCUCGGUCUGUCAAACCAGAAUCAGAAUUGGUGAUGCCUGAGCGCCCAGUCCAGCCCUGGUCACAAACCAUUAACAUGGUGAUGAGAUGGGAAGGAAAUCUUUGAUAGGCACUGCCACUAAAAGCCAUCAUCUGCUCCCCAGAUUAUGUGAACAGACAAAGGGCUUACAUCUGGCAGAGAUGCCAGGUCCAAAGACCAGUUUAACUUGUUCUACUAUCAGCACAUCAUUUCUCCAGGGCCUUUUAUUAGUGUCCCACAAGCUCAGUGUCCAGAGAUGAACAAAACCAACUGACAGAAGCUCUGGUAAAACUAUUUUCCAGUCUAGCAGAGCAAUCUCAGAUGAAUGCCUGUGUAGAAAGAUGGAAAAGAGAAACACCUACUUGGUAUAAAAUGCCACGAACUUCAGUUCAUCUAAAUCUCCCUGAAUGACAACAUCAUCGAAUCCUUCCGCAUGGCCUGCAAAGCAGAGAAGAAGAAGUGGAUUCAGCAACAAUUCCUCUGUAUCCCGCUCUAAGACAGGGUGUUUCACUCCAGGGCUACACGAAGAACGUCCUGUGGUGACCAAGAGACCAGCACAGGAAGAUGUGGGUACCAAAAAUAACAGAAUCACAGGAUGGUCUGGGUUGGAAGGGGCCUUAAAGACCAUCUUGUUCCACCCCCUGCCAUGGGCAGGAACACCUUCCACUAGACCAGGUUGCUCCAAGCCCCAUCCAACCUGGCCUGGAACACUUCCAGGGAUGGGGCAACCUGUGCCAGGGUCUCACCACCCUCACAGGGAAGAAUUUCUUCCCAUUAUCUAAUCUGAAUCAACCCUCCAUCACGUUUAGAGAAGUGCACUUCAUGGCAGACAGGUUUCAGAGAAGACACCAAACCCCUAAGAAGCCAGGCAGGGAAGCAGACCUGCGGCACAAGUCGGUGUGGAGGGUCCACAGCAAGGGACGUGGCUGUGGCUCCUCUAUGCCAGGACACCUCCACCAGCACAAAUGCCACAGCAGCCUCAGGAGCCCCUUACCCGCAUACCGGAUGCUCUUCCCAAACAUAGCAGUCCACAAAUAUGGGACAGUGUUGAUCUCUGUGCCAUGGGCCAGCAUGUUGAGUGCAGCGAUACGGCCUGGAAGACAGCAGUAGCAGGAUUGAGGAAUUCCCACACCAGGGCAAGCAUCAUGGUCUGCCUUCAAGUCACAGCACAGCAUCAACAUCCCCAGUCACAGAGCACAGGGAAACCAAGAACUGCUGCUGAAAACACCCCACACAGCAACAAAGACCAAGCAGAAAGCAUACGACAUCGUCCGAGGAUGGGCAUGGACUCCUUCCCAUGGUGCAGCUCCUACUCGUCACCUCCACUGGCAUGAGCGAUAUGCCCAUGAGACUCUUUUCCCCUAGCUUCUGGAACAGUGACAGGGCUGAGAGCAUGCUGAGCUCCCACCCAGACAGGGAUGGGAUGGACAAACCCCUGGAGGCACGGUGACUGUUGGGAUAUGGUCCCUGCUGCAGAGGCAUGUCUGGACCAGGGGGCUGUGUCCAAAGGUUGACUUGGGAGCUGUGGUUCCAAAACCUCUCACCCAGGGCACCCACCCAGAGGGAAACCUCCUCACAGGACUGUGGCCUUGAGGGCAGCUGAUCACACCAGGGAUUUUAGGCUGACGUGAAGGGGACAAAGAUUCAAGCUCUGCAACAUGCUCCUGGGUCAGCCUGGCAGUGUGGGCAGCCCAGCUGGAAAUCUGAGCCCGGGUUGACUUUAGGAUUCGAGCUACUGAGCGCCCCCAGGCAAGGAGGCGAGCAGGCUCCUGCAGAAAUGCAGAUGCCAGGAAGCAGAGGGCAUAUCCCUCGGCACCUCUGCGCUUGUGACGAGGCACUGUUAGGCAAAGUUUGGCACAAAUGCUGACAGAUGAGGCAUAUUGGGCAGGAUAAAAUAUACAUGCUUCAAAAUGUUCAAUACAAUCACCCAGUCUCCCUGUUGACAGUUAUCUCAUUCUCUCCUUAGAGGGUUUGGAAAUUUCCUAGGAAUCUGCAAAAGUCUCUUUUCUGCUAAGUACCUACCAUGCAUGUGGGCCAUCUGCCAGUGGGGGACGUUCACCUUCUUGUUAUUCCUCAAGGCCAACGGAAACGUGACAGCGUCUCCAGCAGCAAAGACCCCGGGGAUGUUGGUCUGCAUCAUCUGCAGGGAACAGAGGUGUGCAUUAGUGGGGUUUGCACCACACACAAACAGAAACAGAGAACUGCUCCAGACCUGCCAUGUCCCCAGGAACACACAGACAACCUCUGCUUGGCUGUGAGACCCCCACAUGGGAUUUCAUUCAGCCUUCUUCACUUUCAAAGGAGAACACAUGGGCAGGGAUACCCUACAGUAUCCCUUUUCCAGUGGGUUAUCCAGUAAAAAGAGACAUGGACUGGCGUCCUGGAGCCCCUCUUAGAAGUCUGGCAUCUGUCAGUGUUUGCAGAUAGAGCCCAGCUUAUCACAUGGAUGAGCAAUAAGCACAGGGUGGGUGGCACAGAGCCCCAGCUCCCUGACAAUGCUCCUUGCUCAUGGCACACACCACCCAUCAGCACGAGCACCGCUCCGCUGCAGUGGAUACCUGGAAUCAUGGAUCUUUCUCAAUUUCUUUCCCCCCAGAAUAUUCACACCAUUCCAGGGCAGCUCAGAACCAGAUCCAAGCCAGAGCAUUCAGGGCUGGGGUUUGCAAAUCCCACACUUGCAAGGGUGGUCCCAGGUGCUCCUGAUGAUACUCCCAGAAUCUCAGCAUCUCAUAGAAUAUCCUGAGAUGGAAGGGACCCCCAAAGAUCAUCGAGUCCAACUCCUGGCCCUGCACAGGCCAACCCCCAGAAUUCGAAAAUUCCAAUUCUGCCAAUCUUGACAGAUAAAAAGCCAUGAAAAGCACCUGUGGCAGCAGUUUGGAGUCCCCGGGAAGCUCUUCUGUGAGGAGAGGUGACCCAGUUCCUCCUGCUCUCCCUCCCACAGGGGCUGCCCCUGGGCUCACCUUGUUGACCACAAUGAAGCCCUUGGAAUCGAUAUUGAUGCCACUCUGCUUGAGGAAGCCCGUUGCUGGAACUGCACCUGUGGGAGAAGGCAAAGGCUGCAGCAUCUGAGUGUCCCACAGCCCUGGGGGGCUGACCCCGAGACCAGCAGAUCCCCUCGUGCCAGGACAGUCAGUCUGCCCAGGGAAAGGCAAUGGCUGCCCUGAGAGCAGGGCCAGGCACCCUAUGGAGACCCCACUGCAUCAGCCUCUGCCUCCCAGGAUCCCUAUCCUUCCCUAAGCCAUGAUUGUAAUCUGCCCAUCACCCUUUUCUAGUGCUUGGAGGUAAUUUUCAAUGUAAUUCUCUUUUAUUUUGAAAAAAAAUUAUAUUUAAAAGGGAACCUUUGAGUUUCCAGCCAGGGCUCCUUGGCCUCCCCCCAGUCUGUACCUUUGCUUCACCCUUCCUUUUCCUUUUUUAAUCUUUUUUUCUCUCCAGCCUUCACAAAUAAGAAUGAAACUAAUUCUGUGAUUCUUCCACUCCACAGCAUUUUUAAAAAUUACUGAGAUGGCAGGAAAGGGAUUUUUUUUCCCCCUAAAUGUAAAGGAGAAAAAUACCCUCUUCUAUGGGGUAUUUUCUUUGAUUUUAUAAUAAUGGGGUAUUCUUUUAUUUUAUAAUAAAGGGUACAAUUUUUGUUGCUGGCAGCAGCAAUUUAAAAAAAAAAAUUUAAAAAAAUUGAGUUUGGGGAAGCUUUAAUAAAAAACAACUUGAGGUGAUGAAA
Messenger RNA from Pseudopipra pipra, 6529 nucleotides. RefSeq names its product P2X purinoceptor 6-like. NCBI's taxonomy places the organism in Eukaryota, Metazoa, Chordata, Aves, Passeriformes, Pipridae. The transcript is spliced from 12 exons. Bases 1 to 1155 code for a protein of 384 amino acids. The record is from RefSeq and is a predicted model, not a curated record. Gene Ontology annotation, biological process: calcium ion transmembrane transport; response to ATP. Gene Ontology annotation, cellular component: cell junction; plasma membrane; nuclear inner membrane. Gene Ontology annotation, molecular function: purinergic nucleotide receptor activity; ATP binding; extracellularly ATP-gated monoatomic cation channel activity.